Molecule: messenger RNA, 3708 nt
Organism: Meira miltonrushii
Lineage: Eukaryota; Fungi; Basidiomycota; Exobasidiomycetes; Exobasidiales; Brachybasidiaceae
Exons: 1
Coding region: 1-3708 (1235 amino acids)
Biological process (GO): nuclear pore organization; protein import into nucleus
Cellular component (GO): nuclear pore transmembrane ring
Molecular function (GO): structural constituent of nuclear pore
Source: RefSeq, a predicted model, not a curated record
AUGGCAAAUCUACCCGUUCUAGGCUGGCUGGCCGAUACAUUCAUCAAUUCUUGGUCUGAUACAUUCAACCGACAAGUGAGCAUUAGCGAACAUCGUGUUCGUCUACGAGAUAUCAUUCGACCAUCCCACCAUAUUUUGGGUCAGCAUACAAUUCAUGUUUUGCCCUAUUCUACAGCAGCUUUCUCUACUUCCGCUAAAGGGUCUGCAGCUAUUCCAGCCUGCUAUUGCUUGGAUACCGAUAAUCCCAAAGCAGAGCUUUCAAUACCAAUCCUCUUCAACAAUACUGAGCCGCAAUUUUUAUCUUACAGUAUUUCUCCACUAGGAAGCUAUUCGGAAGAGGAAAAGACUGUGUAUAACAUAACAGUAUCAAAAAAUAGCCUCAUCAGGCUGGGAGGGCAUAGGAAAGAGUCAAUAGAUGGAGCAGAAGAUCCACUGGAUCUAGAACUAAACGAUGCAGAUGAUGAAGCCGAGGAGGAGGAAGCACAAAAGUUGGCUAUUGUACGACGUGGUGAAUCGCAAGCACUUUCGUCAGGCAACAGGAAUGGUAACGGCAGGGCGUUGUCAGGAGGGAAGAAAAGUGGUGGACAAGAAGUCAUGUUCCAUUUGCCUGUCAAACAACCUGGACGAGUCCGACUUGAAAGAGUUUUAGAUAGAAAUCAUUUCGAUGCAAGACUUUCAAGGAGUGAGAUCUUGGUGGUAGAAUGUCCAAAGAUGGGCUUCAAUCCCAGGAGUAUUGCAUCUACACCGUCGCACGGCAAAGACUUUUGUCCAGGAGAUGCGGCCACAAUGGAUGUUUGGGUGAAAGGAUUUGCACCAUUAAAGCUGGACUAUUCCCGGCUCAUCGAACCGCAAAAUGGAAGAGGGAGUGGUGACAGAAAGACCUUCUCCAUAUCACACAUCUCAGAACCAGAUCUAGAGCAAUCUUCCGGAGAUGAUCAAGCAAGCGAAUUGGCGGUCGCACUCAAAGGAGCUAAGCCUAGAAAUAAACAGCUGCAGCAUCUUGCACAAGCCUCUUCUCGCAACAUUACUCUACCAAUCACGAUUGACACCUCAAAAGAAGGCAAACGAAUUUACCAUUUAGAGAGCGUACGAGAUGCCUGUGGCAAUGCUUUCGAACCUGAUGAGAAGGCAACGAAGUAUUUUGAGGACGUUCAUAUUCAUGCUCGUCCAACGAUUGUGUUUGAAAGAUGCUCAACGGAUCGUCCGAUAGAACUUUUACAAGGUGGACCUUCUCGUGAAGUGGCUGUUCGUAUCGAUGGUGUCGAAACCGAAGAUGGUCCCUUUAUCGCAGAAGUUCAAUUCGAAGGAGAGACUGAGACGUGGACCAAGAACGUGACGAUGAAUAAGCGAUCUUCGAUCACUAUUGAUAAGCCAGGAACAUACAACCUAAACAAAGUUGGUGGACGAUUCUGCAGCGGUGAAUCGGGUGCUCAAUGGACAUGUCCGGCUAGAGUUGUACCGCCACCAACUGCAUCGAUUCAGUUUGAUGCAAUUCAAGAUCCUUGCUCUGGUCCCGUCGGAGUAAAGGCAUUGGCAGUCCUAACAGGCUCACCGCCGUUCCGAGUGAAGUACCGAGUGGAAAGAGAAGGAAGAACAGCUCGAGAGUAUGAGCAGGUCAUCAAAAGGACAAGAGAAGAGAUCGAAUUCCGUCCUAGCGCCGAAGGUGAAGUUACAUAUACCUUCACCGGCCUUUCAGAUUCAAAUUAUCAGCAGAUUGAUUUGGACGGACCCAGUUUCACGCAAGUCUUGCACCCUGUAGCAUCUGCAUCGUUCGAAGGAGGACCACAAGCAGGCGUUGGGCCAACGGUAGCAUUACAAAGCUGUCAAGGAAAUGUAGCAAAAGCAAAAAUCUCCAUGGAAGGAGUUGGUCCAUUUGAACUCAAUUACGCCAUUCGCUCCGGUAGCGGUGAGUUGAUCGGCAAGAAGAAGGUGAAGGACAUUAAAGACAAUUCUUACCAGCUUGAAGUUGAGGUACCAAAACAAAUUGCAGAAAAGGGCGGUAGCCUGAUCGUUGCUUUGGACAGCAUUAAAGAUGCUAAAGGAUGUGAAAGACCGCUCACUGCUCCUGACCUGACCAUCAACGUCCAUCGAACUAAGCCUAGCGUUUCUUUCGUCGAUCCUAGACGGUCAGAUAUGCUGGAAGGCAAAGCGAUUGAUUUACCCAUUCGGUUAGCAGGAGAAGGGCCUUGGACUGUACGAUACGCUCACAAAGAGAAAGGCGGAAAGCCAGUUGAAGUCAAGCUUGACAAAUCUGAUUCGAUCUUAUCGAUUUUGGAACCUGGUACAUAUGAAAUCCUUGAUGUACAUGACCACCACUGUCCGGGUGUGGUCUUGAAGUCAAGAGAAACCCACAUUGUAACAGUCAAAGCAAGACCGACUGCUAAAUUUGAAGAACAAGGGCUACAGAAAGUAAAAGCGGAUAUUCUCAGUAGACCGCCAGUCUGUUUGGGUACGCCUGAUUCUGUGGGUAUUCAAGUCAAUGGACAUUUCCCUGUCGCGCUUUCCUAUCGACAUGUCUUACCUCAAAAUUCACAAGCAAGUGAACAUAGCUUCAAUGCAGCGCAAAAUCGUACUUCCUUACAAUUGGAUACUGAGGUUGAAGGAAGGCAUGUAUAUGAAUUAUCCCAAGUUGGCGAUGCCGUCUACCCUUUCAAAGCGUUGAAGGCUGGAGAUGGUACUCGUUUAGAACAAAUCGUUCAUCCACUACCGUUUGCCGCUUUUGCCCCCACGAGCAAUAACGCUGGAAGAUCGAAACAUGUGUCGCUUUGUCUUGGAGAGGCGUUGAGUAAUGCGGAUAAAGAUCGUGCUGUACCACCAAUCUCGUUGAGCGGCAAAGCACCAUUUACGCUGGAAUAUGCUAUCAAAGACAAUACUGGAGCAAUUCGAACAACUCUGACGAAGAGCGACAUUACUACGCACACCUUCAAUCUCCAGAUCCAUCAGAGUGAUUUCCCUUUCGAUAGAACAGGAAAGUGGAGUGUGGAUCUAAUCAGAAUCGUAGACGGAAAUGGUUGUGAGCGUUCACUGAAUAGCGGAGAAGGUAUCGAAUCCGGCAUUUCAAGCAAGCAAAAAUCAAAUAUGGAGAUUGAGGUGGUAGAAUCUGCCAAUAUUUCUCCCGUUGGAACACGGUCAGAUUAUUGUGUAGGUGAAACGAUUGAUUUCGUUUUGCAAGGUUCAUCUCCAUGGACUGUGACGUAUAACUUUGAAGGAAAGAUUUCUCGUGCAACGGUCAAAUCUACAACAUUUUCACGUAUUGCAGAACAGCCUGGUACUCUGCAGGUAGAAGCGAUUUCUCAUCAACAUAACCGUUGUGAAACGGUAGUAAAGGAAAAGGUAGGAAUGCAAAAAGUUAUUCAUGCCCUUCCAAGCGUUCAUAUUCGUGAAGGAACUCAUUACGUUGAAGAUUUACGAGAAGGCAAUCAAGCGGAGAUUAUGUUUAAAUUGGAUGGUGAGCCACCAUUUAGUUUCACAUAUCAACGUACACAAGCUGUUGAUCGAUUUGCAAGACCAGAAGUAUUGGAAACACAUACCGUCACUGGGAUUGAAGAGCAUUCAUUUACCAUUCAAACGGCAGAAGAAGGAACAUGGAGCGUGAUUUGGUUGCAGGAUAAAUGGUGUGCAAUCAGUAUUGAUAUGGGACAAGAUGGAAAACGAUCAAAGAGGGUUGAAGGACAACCGAGAAAGAUGAUUGCUCAAUCAUCCAAUUGA